Solanum tuberosum (potato) is the source of this 678-nucleotide messenger RNA. RefSeq lists its product as uncharacterized. The coding region runs from base 1 to 678 and encodes 225 amino acids. The record is from RefSeq and is a predicted model, not a curated record. Gene Ontology annotation, molecular function: zinc ion binding; nucleic acid binding. NCBI's taxonomy places the organism in Eukaryota, Viridiplantae, Streptophyta, Magnoliopsida, Solanales, Solanaceae. The transcript is spliced from 2 exons.
AUGGGUCAAGAAGCUGGUAAAAGACUUAAAGUGAAGGCCAACAAGUUUAAGAAAAAGAAAGCACCUGCUAAAGUUCCACAGGAUGCUCAUAAGGAACUCAAGGCUGACGUGUGUCGUUUCUGUAAAAAGGAAGGACACUAUCAGAAAGAUUGCCUGAAACGUAAAGCUUGGUUUGAAAAGAAAGGUACAUUUAGUGCUUUUGUAUGUUUCAAAUCAAAUUUAGUAGAAGUUCCUAAUAAUACUUGGUGGCUUGAUUCUGGUGCAACUACUCAUGUAUCCAAUAUGUUGCAGGGAUUCACUACGAAUCCAAAUAAAAAUUUCUUGUUCAUGGGAAAUCGCAUGAAGGCUAAAAUUGAAGGCAUAGGGACUUAUCGUUUGAUCUUGGAGACUAGACAUCACCUUGAUAUAUUACAAACUCUUUAUGUUCCUUCAAUUUCUAGGAAUUUGAUUUCUCUUUCAAGACUUGAUGUUUCUGGAUAUGAUUUUAAAAAAUCUCAAGCAGCGGACGCUCUCAAAGUGUACGUUAAUGAGGUUGAAAGACAAUUAGAUAGGAAAGUGAAAAUCAUUAGGUCAGAUAGAGAUGGUGAAUAUUAUGGAAAGUAUAACGAAUCAGAACAAUGUCCAGGUCCAUUUUCAAAAUUCCUUGAGAAUGGUGAAGUUAAUGGGAGUGUUAAAUGA